AUGACGAUGGCCGAACCAGUAGUAAAAACCCCUCUGACAGAAAACCCAAUAGAUUGGAAUUAUUGGAACCAAUCUAACUGGCCUGAAACUUAUUGCAAAAAUGGGAAAAGACAAGCGCCUAUAUGGAUCACGGACAAGAAGACUACGCCUGUAAGCUACAACGAUCUACAGUUUGAUGAUAAAUUUUAUGCUAGUUAUCCAGCAAAAAUUGUGAAUGACGAUUAUACAGUUGGAAUUCUAUUGGACGAUAUGUCGGUGAAGCCACAGAUAUCUCAAGGGGGAUUAAAAGACAACUACACAUUUCUUCAGUUUCAGUUUCGUUGGCCUUCUGAACACGUUGUAAAUUUUAGAAGAUAUCCUCUGGAACUUGCUAUGAUCUUUUAUAAUUCAAAAUACGGAAGCGUCGGAGAUGCAAUUCCUCAUGAAGAUGGGUUUAUUAUUCUUGUUUCAUUUUACGGGUUAUCAUUGCAUAAGCAUAAUCCCAUUUUUAAUAAUUUGAUUAGAAGUAUCCCCCAAAUUAAAAAUAAAAGACAGCAGCCCGUUUCUUUGGAAAAGAAAAUAACUCUUGCACAUUAUCUACCUAGACAUACAAAAAGAUUCUACCGCUAUCAUGGAUCUGUCACAAAACCAUACUGCGACGAAAUUGUAACUUUCUUGGUGUUUCCACGGCCUUCAUUCAUUUCAAUUUACCAGUACUUUUCACUGAUAAACAUUAUGGACCAACAAAAUCGUCGAGUUUAUUUUAACAACAGAGAGCUACAACCCCGAUACGGCAGAGAAGUUUACAAGAAAACCUAA
Messenger RNA from Zophobas morio, 798 nucleotides. RefSeq names its product carbonic anhydrase 2-like. Bases 1 to 798 code for a protein of 265 amino acids. Gene Ontology annotation, molecular function: carbonate dehydratase activity; zinc ion binding. NCBI's taxonomy places the organism in Eukaryota, Metazoa, Arthropoda, Insecta, Coleoptera, Tenebrionidae. The transcript has 7 exons. Gene Ontology annotation, biological process: one-carbon metabolic process. The record is from RefSeq and is a predicted model, not a curated record.